Messenger RNA from Heterotrigona itama, 642 nucleotides. Lineage: Eukaryota; Metazoa; Arthropoda; Insecta; Hymenoptera; Apidae. The record is from the annotation of a GenBank genome assembly.
GUCCAACGAACGCUUCACGUUCUGCACAACUCCGAGCAGCCAGCGUCGGCGUUCGCGAUUCUAGAAUCGGGAAACAAGGUUGUCCCGCUGAUAGCGGACGGCCUGUUCGACCUAUUGAUGUACAAGAUGUCGAGCGUCUACACGAACAAAAUGCAGAAGAUGGAGUCGAAGGGGCCGCGUUUCGAGAUCGGCGACUUCUGCGUGAAACUCGGCAGCGUGACGAUCAAUCAGAACUUCAAAGGCGUUUUGGUCGAGGUAAACGUAUACGAUGUUGUCCACGAUAAACCGAAACCGAGAUUGAUGACCCUCGGACGUCCAAGCGGUUCUCGUCUUUCCCCAGAAAAUGUGGAGUAUAGACCGUGUGUCGUGCCCGGAAGUGCAUGGGAAUUGAUGCGCGAAUUUUUGCAGGGGUUCCUCGGAUCUACCGUGUCCAAUCAAGCGCCACAAUAUUUGCAGGUAAUAUAAUAAAUAACACGUAUUUCAGAAAAAUAGGACGUCAGUAGUUUUCUAGUGGGAAAGAAAAAAAAAUAAAAAUCAUUUAUCUUUUUACAGAACCGAAUGAACGAUAUUUACCAACCGUUGGAUACAAUACAGCAAUAUCUAGAACACUUUGGUCAAUAUAGGAAAGCUACUGGUGUAAUU